GGAGUAUCCGGAUGUCUUGGAUUUUCUUUCCAUUCUGUUCUGUUCUGGUCUCCUGAUACUACCUCAUUACUAGAUGUAGGCAAUAGAUGUGACAUCUGAACUGAGCAGAAGAAAUAUUACAGGCACACUCUCAGGAGGCAGCAGAAAUGCCUCAGAGGCAGCCUCAGCCACCUAAUCAGACUUUAAUUUCAAUCACAAAUGACACAGAAUCCUCAAGCUCUGUCAUUUCUAACGACACCACAAAUAAAGGACAGACCGGAGACAACUCUCCAGGAAUAGAAGCAUUGUGUGUCAUCUAUAUCACUUAUGCUGUGAUCAUUUCAGUGGGCAUCCUUGGAAAUGCUAUCCUCAUCAAAGUCUUUUUCAAGACCAAGUCCAUGCAAACAGUUCCAAAUAUUUUCAUCACCAGCCUGGCUUUCGGAGAUCUUUUACUCCUGCUAACUUGUGUGCCAGUGGAUGCUACCCACUACAUUGCAGAGGGAUGGCUGUUCGGAAGAAUUGGGUGUAAGGUGCUCUCUUUCAUCCGGCUCACUUCUGUUGGUGUGUCGGUGUUCACGUUAACGAUUCUCAGCGCUGACAGAUAUAAGGCGGUUGUGAAGCCACUUGAGCGACAGCCCUCCAAUGCCAUCCUGAAAACGUGUGCCAAAGCUGGCUGCAUCUGGGUCGUGUCCAUGAUAUUUGCUCUCCCGGAGGCUAUCUUUUCAAAUGUGUAUACUUUACAAGAUCCCAACAAAAAUGUGACAUUCGAAUCAUGUACCUCUUAUCCUGUUUCUGAAAGACUCCUGCAAGAAAUACAUUCUCUGUUGUACUUCUUAGUGUUCUAUAUUAUUCCACUGUCUAUCAUCUCUGUCUAUUAUUCUCUGAUUGCUAGGACCCUUUACAAAAGCACCUUGAACAUCCCUACUGAGGAACAAAGGCAUGCCCGGAAGCAGAUAGAAUCCCGGAAGAGAAUUGCCAGAACGGUGUUGGUCCUGGUAGCUCUGUUUGCCCUCUGCUGGUUGCCGAAUCAUGUCCUGUAUCUCUACCACUCAUUCAGUUAUGAAAACUCGGCGGGCGUUCAUUUCAUUGUGACCCUUUGCGCUCGGAUUCUGGCCUUCAGCAAUUCUUGUGUUAACCCCUUUGCUCUCUACUGGCUGAGCAAAACCUUCCAGCAGCAUUUUAAAGCUCAGCUGUUCUGCUGCAGGGCUGAGGUACUUGAGCCUACUACUGCUGACACCCCUCUUAACAACCUGGCUGUGAUGGGAAGGGUCCCGGCCACCGGGAGCACACAGAUGUCAGAAAUUAGUUUGACCUUGUUCUCUGAGUGUGGUGUGAAGGAGGAAGACAGAGUCUAGAUUUUUCCAUUUAGAAUGGGGUUUUUCCUCCCAGUGGGUAUAUCCAACUUUAAAGUGUGCA
Molecule: messenger RNA, 1395 nt
Organism: Ochotona princeps (American pika)
Lineage: Eukaryota; Metazoa; Chordata; Mammalia; Lagomorpha; Ochotonidae
Gene: BRS3
Product: bombesin receptor subtype 3
Exons: 3
Coding region: 147-1334 (395 amino acids)
Biological process (GO): bombesin receptor signaling pathway
Cellular component (GO): membrane
Molecular function (GO): bombesin receptor activity
Source: RefSeq, a predicted model, not a curated record